This is a messenger RNA of Opisthocomus hoazin, 2352 nucleotides long. The record is from RefSeq and is a predicted model, not a curated record. Lineage: Eukaryota; Metazoa; Chordata; Aves; Opisthocomiformes; Opisthocomidae.
AUGGCCAUACUUCCCUCUAGGUGGCUGGGGCCUGUAAAGAAGGGCUGCUUCACGCAGUCUCUGCAACAGUGGGUGUGUAAGUGGUUAUCAGAGCAGGUAUGGUUGAGAAAGGUGCGUUCGGACCGGCCCACCCCUCCUGCAGAUGCCAUUACACUAGCAGAUGUUAUUCCCACACUGGAGAGGAAAGUGAUCCCUUUUACCUACAUCCGCUGCGUUCCCAGGCACCACGACCAGCCUCGACCAGCAGCUGACUGCCAGCCUGAACGAAAGCAAGCGUCGCCUCAUAAACCCUGUCAGGAUUCGGGCACCGUAAGGGUUUAUUCCACGCUACGGGCUCGACGCUCUGUACUCUGUGCCGGCGUCACGCACACCGACAGGGAGAGCAGCCGGGGGCCAUUAAUCGAGUGUCUACAGAAUCUGGUACCCGAAGAUGACCGUUUCUCGGGACCGAGGAUGGCACACUUCUGCCCUUCAGGCUUCGCGUUCUCGUUUAUUCGCUUACAAAGCGGUGUGUUGAGCAGAUCUUGUAAAUACUCGCAUGACAUCAUCAACGGUGAGAACAAAAAAGUUCUAAAGACCCAUCAGUUGUCUGGCCUCGAUGAGAAUGAGCUGCGGGUCCUGCUGCUCCAGAGUGACCCUUUCCUCCUCCCUGAUGUCUGCUGGUAUUACAACAAAAAGGAUGGUACCUGCAGCCAGCAAAACAACUGCAGCAAGCUUCAUAUUUGUCAGCACUUUCUCCGAGGGGAAUGUAGAUUUCUUCCGUGCAAGAGGUCCCAUAACCUCUUGGAUGCCCAUUCAUUGAGGCUGUUGGAAACUGAAGGCAUUGAUGUGAAAAUAGCUUCAAACAUCCAGACUAUAUGUGAUCACAAGCAUACGGAAUUCAACAAGGAACUGAAGAAGGGGAAAAGUGUUCACAACUACAAACCAAGAGAAAACAUGUUGAAAAAACCGGCAGCUACAAGGAGUAAAGAACAGAAGAUAUCUCUGCAAACAGUGGACUCCUCACUGCAUGUGCCACCUUCAGAAGGUCCCAGUAGCAGUGUACCUGGUAAGAGCCAAGAUCAGUUGCCAACAGGAGCUGGAGGUAAAGAUGAAGAUAAAAAAGAUGAUUCCUCUGCUAAAGCUUCGAAGGAUGAAGAAGAAGAGAAUUGUGAUGAGAUAUGCUUGUUCUAUGUCUGGAAGUACUGCAAACAUAAAGAUAAAUGCAGAUUUGUUCAUUACCAUUUGCCGUAUCAAUGGCAGGUAUUUAAUGGGGUCACCUGGAAUGACCUUCCAGCAAUGGAGGAAAUUGAGAAGGCCUAUUGUAACCCAAAAAACAGCAGCAUAGCAGAUAAGAACAUUAAUUUCCAGACAAUGACCUGCUCUUCUUCUUCACUUCGACGACUCUCUACACCAUCAUCCAUCGCAAAACCCACAUUUGUACUGACUACACAGUGGCUUUGGUAUUGGAAGAAUGACCUAGGCCAGUGGACUGAAUACGGAGGGCAGGGAGAAGGGAAUAGUAUGAACUCGCCAUCUUCUGCUGUUAUUGAGAAUUUGUAUCUAGCAGAUCCAGAUGCCACCAUAUCUUUCCAGGCUGGCUUGUAUCAUUACGAGCUCAGUUUCAAAGAAAUGACCCAGACAAACAUCACUUUUAAAACUCGAAGACGGGUCUGCAGGAGACCAAAGUUUGUGUCUUCUGAAGAUGUGCAGAAGAUAAAGAAAGGGCAGAGGGAUUCUUCUAUUCCAGAUCAAACCUGUCCUAUCCACUGGGAUAAGUCUGCACUGCCUGACUUGGGAUACAAGGCGGUGGAGAUCAGCAGUGCGGCCGCCGAGUACAACAUGAUAAAGCGGCUGUUUCAUCAGACCAUGCAAAGCUACAGUGUCAUUAAGAUACGGAGGAUUCAGAAUCCAUCCCUCUGGAAGGUGUUUCAGUGGCAAAAGGAUCAGAUGAAAAGGGAAAAUGGAGGUAAAGAAGUAACUGAAAAGCUCCUGUUCCACGGAACCAAGAUCUCCUCCAUGGAAACCAUCUGCCUUCACAACUUUGACUGGAGAAUUUGUGGAAGCAAUGGAACUAACUACGGAAAGGGAAGUUACUUUGCUAGAGAUGCUUCCUAUUCCCACGCAUACUGUGAGCCUGCGGUGAAAACAAACAUGAUGUUCGUGGCUCGUGUGUUGGUUGGAGAUUACGUUAAAGGCAAUGCAGCCUACGUUCGCCCCCCGAUAAAGUCUGCUGACGGGCUUCGGUUUUAUGACAGCUGUGUGGACAAUGAGUUCAAUCCCGCCAUUUUUGUUGUCUUUGAAAAAUAUCAGAUUUACCCAGAGUAUAUAAUAGACUAUAAGGAGGAACAAAAACAUUGUAUUUUAUCUUAG